Lacerta agilis (Sand lizard) is the source of this 3086-nucleotide messenger RNA. It is a transcript of the gene TGFBR3, whose product is annotated as transforming growth factor beta receptor 3. The record is from RefSeq and is a predicted model, not a curated record. The transcript has 16 exons. NCBI's taxonomy places the organism in Eukaryota, Metazoa, Chordata, Lepidosauria, Squamata, Lacertidae. The coding region runs from base 73 to 2607 and encodes 844 amino acids.
CCCCCGAAGGGUGCCCACCAGGCACAAAGAACUACAAAGGAAGUUGAUCCGAAGACCCCUGGUGUGGCAAGAAUGACUUCAAGUUGUAUGAUUCCAGUGUUUGCUUUGAUGAUUGGGUGUUUAGCCUCUGCAGGUCCCAUGCCUACGAACGAGUGUGCGUUGUCACCUGUCAAUAGCUCCCACCCAGUUCAAGCCUUGCUUGAGAGCUUUACGGUUUUAUCCGGCUGCGCAAGCAAAGGGACUGUUGGAUUGCCACAGGAAGUUCAUGUCCUCAAUCUCAGGAGCCCUGAAGAAGGCCUUGGCCACCAUGAAAGAGAGGUCACCUUACAUUUGAAUCCGAUUUCUUCAAUUCAUAUUCACCAGAGGCCAUUGGCAUUCAUACUGAACUCUCCUGUUCCAUUGGUAUGGAAGGUGAAAACAGAAAGACUUGCCCCAGAGAUUUCGAGGUUUUUCACUGUAUCAGCAGGUUCCAUUGUGCAGUUUGAGAAAGAAAACUUCUCCUUGUCGGCAAAAAUAGAGGAAAAACCUCUCCCUCAAGGAAAUAAGCAUCUGCUACAGUGGGCCCAAAAGGAAUAUGGGGCCGUAACAUCUUUCACUGAACUCAAAAUAUCCAGGAAUGUUUACAUCAAAGUGGGUGAAGAUCAGUUUUUCCCUGCAACAUGCAAUAUAGAGAAGAACUUUAUUUCCUUGAACUACCUUGCGGGGUACCUGCAACCCAAGGCAGCAGAAGGAUGCAUUGUCUCCAGCAUGGAUCAAGAAAGAGAAGUUCACAUAAUUGAACUUAUCACACCAGACUCUAACCCAUACAGUGCUUUCCAGGUGGAUAUCAUCAUUGACAUUCGACCAUCUCGGCCAGACACCACACUUGUCAGGGAUCUUGUACUUAUCCUCAAGUGCAGAAAGUCUGUCAACUGGGUCAUCAAGUCACAUGACGUGAAGGGGAAACUGGAAGCAAUUGCAGCAAACAGUGUUGGCUUUGGAAAGGAAACGGAACGCUCGAUGGUGAUGACUAAAAACAUAUUUUCCAAUAUUCCCUCCUCUCAUGAGAGUUUGAUUACGUGGGCUUAUGAUCAUGGCUACCAUCCAGUUACUUCCUAUACAAAAGCACCUGUUGCUAAUAGGUUCCAUCUACGCCUUGAGGACACUGAAGAGAUGAAUGAUGAGGAAGACCAUUUCCCACCAGAGCUGAAGGAGUUGCUGCGUGGCGUUAACCCACUGCCAGCUCCACUCGCGCCCUCAAGCGAAGGCGUUAGUUUUGACUUCCACUUCCAUCGAGAUCAUGAUGGAAACUUGCCAUCAACUGAUAUGGUGGACACAAUUAGGACCAAUCGUGGCUUUGAGCACCUCCUUCCAAAAGUCCCAGAACCAGAAGAAGUUCAGGGUAGCGUUCAUGUUGCCCUGACGGUGAAGUGUGAUGACACGUCCAUGAUUGUAGCUGUAGCAAAAGACUCACUGGAGGCUAGCGGUUACAUCGGGACACAACUCUCUCUGCUGGAUCCUACAUGUAGAGCUAAGACAAACAAGACCCAUUUUAUUUUGGAGUCAUCGCUGCAUGAUUGUGGGACUCAACGAAUAGCCUAUGCCUUGGAUAACGUGUAUCUGAACUCUAUUGUUAUCCAUGUGCCGUCACCAAUUGAGGCCAGUGGUUGGGCGGUUGACUAUGAAGACAUGGAAUCAGGGGAUAACGGAUUCCCUGGGGACACUGAUGAAACAGACGUCGUCAUUUCCAGCAGGACUGAAAUUGUUCGGUUCAACUGCACAUUCCACCAGCUGAAAGCUCCUAAAUCUCCUAAGUUCUAUUCACCUGAAUCGCGCAUCGGCAAUGUCACCUUCGGCAUGGAACUUUACGAAACAGGCCUCUUCCGUACCCCAACCCAAGGGUUCUUCUCCGUUGCAGAGAACGGCCAGAUUUUUGUUGAGAUUUCUGUGACCAAGGCUGAAAAAUCCCUGAGCUUUGCAAUCCAAACCUGCUUUAUAUCUCCACAUUCAUACCCUGAUAAGAUGUCGGAGUACACCAUUAUUGAAAACAUUUGUCCUAAAGAUGAAUCUGUAACAUUCUACAACACCCCAGCUAAUUUUCCAAUGCAAAAUGCACAGAUGGAGAGAAAGCGGUUUAGCUUUAUGUUUAAGUCUGUAUUCAACACUUCCCUUCUCUUUCUUCAUUGUGAGGUGACUUUGUGCACAAAGAAAGAAAAAUAUACUCGAGAGCUGGCCAAGUGCAUCCCUCCUGAUGAAGCCUGCACCUUUCUUAGUGUUGAUAUGAUCCUAGCAAUGAUGCAGAAUAAGAAAACCUUCACCAAACCCCUUGCUGUGAUAUCUCAUAAAGGGAAGCCAGAAGAUAAACCUCCUUCUUACUCGAAACCUCCUGAAGGAUUAGCACCUGUCUUCCACGGCCUGGACACUUUGACAGUUGUGGGCAUUGCCUUUGCAGCCUUUGUUAUUGGUGCGCUGCUGACAGGAGCACUGUGGUUUAUCUAUUCUCACACAGGAGAACCGGCAGCAAGACAGCAGGUCCCCACAUCCUCGCCGGCCUCGGAAAACAGCAGCGCAGCCCAUAGUAUCGGCAGCACACAAAGCACCCCCUGUUCCAGCAGCAGCGCAGCCUAACCCAGGGGGCGUGAUGCAAGCCCUCGGAACCACGUAGGGGAGCAGAGGUUCGAAAGGAGCUGCUAGUUGCCGUUCGCUUCGAAAGGAUUGGUUUGGAUUCUUUGGCAGAACGAGGAAGGAUUUUCUCCGUGGUCCUCGAACUUCUUGCAGCAUGCUCUAGGCUCACACACGACAAAGCUACUAUUUACAAACAGCUGUGGAUUGUGCAGAAAACAUCCUCAGGCUCUCGACGUGAGACACUAGCCGGUUCCCCCGCCAUAAACGCUGCGUUUUCUUUACAGAAUCAUAAGUGCUAGGUUCCCCAAACGUCCAGGAGACACGAGGUGUGUCCGUAAAGGGAUUUCAGUCUCAUAAGCUGGGGGGAAAGGUUUUGUUCUCCGUCUCGUUUGAUCCAGGGAUUCCACCUCACCAGAACGAGAAAGCUUCCAGCGCAGAGGAUUACCCGUUGCCAUUAUCGCAAUAUAUACAUCUUCAUUGUU